This is a messenger RNA of Ylistrum balloti, 1314 nucleotides long. Its product is annotated as thymidylate synthase-like. Gene Ontology annotation, biological process: dTMP biosynthetic process. Gene Ontology annotation, cellular component: mitochondrion; cytosol. Gene Ontology annotation, molecular function: thymidylate synthase activity. The transcript is spliced from 8 exons. The record is from RefSeq and is a predicted model, not a curated record. Lineage: Eukaryota; Metazoa; Mollusca; Bivalvia; Pectinida; Pectinidae. Bases 51 to 1025 code for a protein of 324 amino acids.
AUAAGCUAAACGCCAGUGAUUUUUCUCUAUACAGUCAUCGGUGACUGGAAAUGUCUGUAAUCGGCAUUUUCGCCAAUAGAAAUUUGAAAUCGCCAAUCUCAUUUCACUUUCGCCAAUGGCGCCAUUGGCGAUCGCCAGCGCGAGCCCUGCAUUGUACAUCUUGGCAUGAUGAGAAGCAUUAUCUUGAUGCAAUACAACAAAUCUUGGACUAUGGUACUCGUAAGACCAACAGAACAGGGAUUGACACCCUUUCGAUUUUUGGUAUGCAGAUGAGGUACAAUCUGAGAGAAGAUUUCCCCCUACUGACUACAAAGCGUGUGUUCUGGCGAGGAGUGGCAGAGGAGCUGAUCUGGUUCAUUCAGGGUUGUACUAAUGCAAACAAACUGAAAGAGAAAAAAAUUCACAUCUGGGAUGAACAUGGCUCAAAAAAAUUUCUCAGUAAGCUGGGACUUGGUCAUCGAGAGGAAGGUGACCUUGGUCCUGUGUAUGGUUUUCAAUGGCGACACUUCGGAGCUGAGUAUAAGGACAUGCAUACAGACUAUACUGAUCAAGGAGUGGACCAACUGAAAGAUGUCAUCUACAAAAUCAAGAACCAGCCAGAUGACCGACGUAUCAUCAUGUCUGCCUGGAAUCCUCCAGAUUUACCCAAAAUGGCUCUUCCUCCAUGUCAUGCCUUUGUCCAGUUCUUUGUUGUCAAUGGUGAACUGUCCUGCCAACUGUACCAGCGAUCAGCUGAUAUGGGUCUUGGUGUACCAUUCAACAUCGCCAGUUAUGCUCUGUUGACCUACAUGAUUGCUCAUGUGACUAAUCUCAAGCCUGGUGAUUUCGUACACACAUUAGGAGAUGCUCAUGUGUAUGUAAAUCACAUUGAUCCCUUAAAAGAACAGCUGGCUAGAGAACCAAAGCCAUUCCCAAAAUUAGUGAUCAAAAGACAAGUGGAAGACAUUGAUGAUUUCAAAUUUGAAGACUUUGAAAUUGUGGGCUAUCAACCUCACCCCAAAAUUGAAAUGAAAAUGGCGGUGUGAUUGGGACAAAGCUUUGCAUGUGGAAAAUGUACAAUUAACAAAUUUACAAGAAAGCUCAUAAAUAUGGGAGAUCUAAACUUUGAAACAUGAUAGAAAUCAUUUCUUUGUAUCUUUAAUUAUACACAGUUGUCUCUUAAUUAUGUCCUGUACUAAAUUUAUUGUUAAUCUUAUAUACAGCAUGUAUAUGGUGUUCGUACCCUGUUUGUGUGAUGACGUACUUUAUAAUGUACCUGUAUAUCAAUGUAAUACCAUUUGUGUUCCUCACAUUAAAGGAGAUUUUUGUACUUUU